CGCUGCCGUGAAGAAGUCUACCCAUAAACAAGGACAUGUAAGGUUAGGUAAUAAAUACAUUAGUAUGUAUAUGCGACAUUUCUUAAUGUACAAUAUCCGAUCUCGGCGUCAGUAAGCUAUGGUUCUGGUGUCUUAGUACUCGUUUGAGGUCUAGGCUUGUUUUCUGCACAUUUGACUGUUUUCCUGGGUGCAAACAGGAGUCAUUGUCACUAUAGCAUAUCGACAGUAUAUUGUCAGGUUUUGACAGACCAUCGCGCAAUUAAGGUUAAGUUAUGGCAAAUCCAGGCCACGUGUCAAAGGUUCGGUGUCUGUAUAAAAGAAUCCUGCUAUUGCACCGGUUCAUGCCCAUAGACCUGCGAGCUCUGGGUGAUCAGUAUGUGAAAGAUGAAUUCAGAAGACACAAGACUGCAUCACAUGAAGAAGUCAAGCGCUUCAUGGUAGAAUGGGAGGACUACAAAGACACCCUACAGACGCAGGUGCUGGAAUCAGGGGGAAACAAGAAAUUGGUAUUUGGAGCUGAUUUAUCGGAAGAGAAACUCAAAUUGUUUCAGGAUGAGCAAAUUGGGCAGCUUUACGAGCUUAUGCUUGAGUCUAAUAAACCCAACCGGCAGUUUGCCAUUCAAGAGGAGGUCACGCCAAAGUAACACCAACCCCCCACCCCCCACCCUCCAAUACCGCCACUUGCAGCAAACAAUGUCACAUUUGGGACAUUUUGAAUCAUGAUAAAGCACUCUGGUUCAGAGCCAAGACUGUUGGAAAUGGGUAAUUACAUUAAAGUGUGCUUCAAAGAA
Molecule: messenger RNA, 791 nt
Organism: Xyrauchen texanus (razorback sucker)
Lineage: Eukaryota; Metazoa; Chordata; Actinopteri; Cypriniformes; Catostomidae
Gene: sdhaf3
Product: succinate dehydrogenase complex assembly factor 3
Exons: 2
Coding region: 273-644 (123 amino acids)
Biological process (GO): succinate metabolic process; mitochondrial respiratory chain complex II assembly
Cellular component (GO): mitochondrial intermembrane space; mitochondrion
Source: RefSeq, a predicted model, not a curated record